Molecule: messenger RNA, 2084 nt
Organism: Stylophora pistillata
Lineage: Eukaryota; Metazoa; Cnidaria; Anthozoa; Scleractinia; Pocilloporidae
Source: RefSeq, a predicted model, not a curated record
UUUCAUGUUGGUGCAAGGACAAGUGAUGAGCGACAGCGAGCUCUUUCCAGUUUCCAUGUUCGAGGUGGAUUCUGGCGAACACCAGCCGAUUGAUCCGCAGAAAAACGACGAAAUCGAGCCUCUCGAAGGAGAAAACGCUACUGAAAGUACCGUUAGGCGAGCAGUUGGUCAAGAAAUUAACGAUGAUGUUAAGCCGUUAAAAAAAGAAAUUGCUGAUGCUUAUGGUUUCGUCAAAGAUCCUAAUAAAGACCAGUGGAAGACACUACCAAGUUUUAAAGGUCAAAUCGGAAAAAGAGGCUGGGCAGCAGCAGCGCAGUUGGCAGAGGAAUUCUUCAGAAACAACAACAACCAAGAAACACCUUGGAAACAUUUACUGGCCACACGAACCCCUAUCAACCUCCUUUACAUUACAGCUGCUAGAUACCUUUUUGUAACUCACGUUCUUUGGGAAAAAAGUAAUAGAAGGUUAGUCGCUUGCAAGGAAAAUAGAGAAAGAUACAGCGAUAUUAUUAAAAGCUUCAAGAUCCCUGCAACUGGAGUGUGUUUUCCUUUACCUUAUGGCAGCGCCACCUACAAAUCAGACUACGACGUCGGGCUCAUCGGAAAAGAUUCUGGAACCGUCACACAGAGCUUUAAUCAGUAUUUUCAAGCCGCCGCCCCGGAUGGAUUCGGCAAACCCUCGGAGCUUGUAUUGGACACAAAUGUUUACGCCUUCACUCUAGAAUUCGCCAUGCCUGCGAUGUUUCCCAGCCUUCCCUCCUCAUUUAUUUUCAAUCUCCACAGACUUGAGCAAAUGAGUUGGUACAAAAUGCAAGAAUUGGCCAGUGCUUAUUACAAGGUCUUCAAGUACAACAACACUUUCUUUGAGGAAAUGAAAGAAGAAGCUAUUCAGAAAAUGAAAGUUACAGGCGCCGAACGGGCCAUGAAACAUUUGCAACAUUGGCUCAAAACAUUUCAAGAUAUGGACAAGCAGCAGGCUUUGAGACAAACUAAUGAGAUUUCACCGACUGCGUUCAGAUUAGCCCACAAUAAUAAGUACCAGGAGUACCUGCAAAGCAUGUCAAAGUAUGGAGGAUACGACAAGCGAUCAACAGUUUACCUCGCCAAGGCCCUGCUCUACGCUGCAGAGGCAUAUCACACCCGAGGCGCCAUUCGACAUGUAGUCCAGGGCAUGCAGAUGAAUGCGAUCACCACGUGUCAAUAUUACACGCCGCUAUCAACGUACGACCUGUGGGUAUCGAUGAUUGAAAACUGGGGAGAGGCAAAUAAGGAGUACCAACACUGUGGAAAUAUACCCGUGGCGGACUGCUUGAUGAAGAUGAGCAAGUACCUGUCGAGGAUGUUUGACGCCAUGCGAGUGAUCCGCCGUACCCGUCUGCCAAAGAAAGACAGAAAAGGAUUGCUAGACUUCGGAUCAACUAAGGACCCAGAGCUCGCGAUAAACCUUUUACUGCGAUACAAAAGAAGUGGUGAGGGUUUCUCCCCAAUAGCUCAAGAGCUUCUACCAGGAUUUUUGCAACAGUUCGAUUGUAAUAAUGUGUCAUAUGAUCGGAAAUUUCCGGAGGCAUGCUUGAAAAAUAUCCAUGAUGCAGUGAACGCCUACAAUAAAGUUUUGGCUGCCAAAGUGAACAAGAUAAAUGGGUUGAAAACCAAAUUAACCCUUUGACCUUUCCAUAGCACUGCAGGUAACUUCGCUAAACAAGGUUUGCAUAUCGUGAAAUUAAGAGACAGGUGGAAAUGAAAAUUCAUCAACUAAGAAAAUUGCAAAUUCUCAAAAAUUUCAUAUAAAGAGACGCUUUCAAAACAGCGCAGCCUAAAACAUAUUCUCUAUUUAUUCAUUUCACAUUUACUGUAUAUCAAAUAAGUCUUUACUUCUCUGUAAUAAGGAGCUUUAAGAUCAAGGAGAGCCAAUAUGUACUAGUGUAUUGAUAAACAUUUAGUUCAUGCUGUUCCUUACGCAUCAUAUGGCCAAGAAACACCAAUCGGCCGAAGAUUUCCUUGUCCCUGUUGGCCGUGUAGAGUAUAAUGAGCACACAACGGGUGAGUUGAAGUGAAAAUCCUUGCAUGGCUGUACGUUGGUAGUC